Molecule: messenger RNA, 1019 nt
Organism: Clunio marinus
Lineage: Eukaryota; Metazoa; Arthropoda; Insecta; Diptera; Chironomidae
Source: the annotation of a GenBank genome assembly
UAGAGUUUCAUUGCGAUUGUAACUAUUGGAAUAAAAGUGCUUGUUCUUACAUUACUUCAAUAAAUAAUAAAAAAAAUAACUAUCAAAAGAAAUGUUUGGAAGUGCACGCAAACAGCUGUUGAUACUCAGCGUAAUUGUGAUUGUUUCAUAUGCAAAGGGAAAUGAAUUCCCUGACUGUGCAACAAGUGAGAAUCCUAUUGCGUGUCGUAGUGUUAGCUUUUUGUCAAAAGCAUUAAAUCAAGUGGUUUCUAAUCCACAUGAUGAAAGCUUGAAGCUUUUACCAGGAUUAGAACUUGUUCAAAAUGAUAACAUUAAUACAGUCAACAAUGUCAACGACGAACGUUCAAUGCCAGAGCAAUCGAAUGAACCAAUUUUGUUAAGAGUCGCCAAAUAUCUUCAAACACAUGAUUUGAAAAUCAAAUUCUCUGAUAUCAUCGGAAAAUCAGAUUUGCAAGAGGUUGUCAAUAAUUUGUUCAGCAAUGAUGACCCAGCACUCGGAGAAGCUCGUAAAGGAGGCGGAGGUGGAAAGGAUAAGGGAGGUGGAGCAAUUUUGAUGUCAGGUUUAAUGAUGGGAAAAAUGAUGGCAGCUAUGGGGCUUGCCGGUGUUGGAGCUUUGGCUGCUAAAGCUCUUGGUGUUUCAAUGAUGGCUCUUAUGCUUGCUGGUAUUGUUGCUUUGAAGAAGCUCACUGAAGGCCAUGGAGACGGCGGACAUCAAGUUCAUUACGUGUCAGCAGGCGGUGACCAUCAUCGAAGACGCAGAAGCGCUGAAUAUAGUAAUGAAAGGUCUGAUGUUCAUGACUCUAUUGCGCCACUUCCAUACAGAGGUUAUGACAUGAAUUCAUAAUUGCUUCAUAGUUGAUGUAAUUUAAUUUAUUCAAAAACAUUAUUUAUUACGGAGUCUAUUCCGCUUUCCUUCUAACUGCCUCCCACCUUCGCUAAAGCAAGCAAUACUUAUGAAGAAAGAAAAAAAUAAAAAAAAACAUGCAAAGAAUAAAAAAAACAAAUUAUUGAAGAAGUAA